GAAAGAUCAAGUGUAUGAUUUUUGAUGCGGGAACUGCUUCUGAGACACCACCUCUGUCCACAACAAGUACUGGAAUGGCCAAAAUACAACUGAGCCCAAAGGAUAUAACUCAAUUUCGUACGGCUUUGAAAUGCUACGAGACUAGACAAUACAAAAAGGGUCUCAAGGCUAUUGAGUCUGUAAUCGAAAAACAUCCUGAACAUGGCGAAUCGAUCGCUCUCAAAGGUAUCCUUCUUCAUUCAUUAGGACAAAUUAAAGAAGGUUAUGAGAACGUUCGACUCGGCCUUCGUCACGACGUUGCUUCUGGUGUUUGUUGGCAUAUCUAUGGUCUCGUUUGCAAAGCAGACAAAGAUUAUGUACAAGCAGCAAAGUGUUACAUCAAUGCUCAAAAAUUGGAAAAGGGAAAUACUAGCCUUUUGCGUGAUCUUGCCCUUUUGCAGAGUCAGCUUCGUCAAUUCAAGCCUUUGGCUGAUACAAGAAACACACUUUUGCAAGCCAACCCCGGCGUUCGAGGUAAUUGGAGUGCUUUGGCUGUAGCUCAGUAUCUUCGUGGCGAGUUCGCUAGUUCGUUUAAAAUUUUGGACGCUUUUGAGACUACUAUUAGCCAAGGAAUUCCCGUUGAUCCCCAGGAGGAGUCCGAGUCUCAACUUUUUAUCAAUUUGGUUAUUUUGAAAAAAGAUGGAACUGCUGCUGCUUAUGAGCACCUGCUUUCCGAAGAAAAGAAAAUUUUAGAUCUUACUGCAUUUUUGGAGAUCAAGGUUGGAUACGAAUUAACUUUGGAAAAAUUUGACGAAGCAAAGGCUACUUUGAUCAGGUUGUUGGAUCGUAACUCUGACAAUCACGACUAUUAUCACAAGUUGCAACAAGCUUAUGGUUAUGAAGAUGACAAGCACAAUGUACUCAACUUCGACAAGUGGCUCUCUCUGUAUGACAAAAUUUCUAUGCUUUAUCCUAAGUCUGAAUGUCCUAAGAGAAUGCCCUUGGAUAAGCUAUCUGGUGACUUAUUCGCUCAAAGAGUUGAUUCUUAUUUACGUGCCAAGCUUAAACGAGGAAUUCCCUCUGUAUUUGUAGACAUCAAGUCCUUAUAUGAAGAUGCGUCUAAGUGCAAAGUAGUCGAAAAGUUGGUUUCCGAUUAUGCAUCAUGUUUGUCGGAUCAUGCAAAGUUCUCGACUGCAGACACUGAAGUGCAAAUACCUACUACUCUGCUCUGGACAUAUUAUUAUUUGGCUCAACACUUUGAUUACACUCGAGAGUUAAGUCAAGCUGAACAUUAUAUAUCUUUAGCUCUCCAACACACUCCUACUCUCGUUGAACUUUACAUGACGCAGGCAAGAAUUUUUAAGCACCAAGGAAAAUUACAGGAAGCCAUGGAAGCUAUGGAUUUUGCUCGCAAAUUAGAUUUACAGGAUCGUUUUGUGAAUAAUAAGUGUGCAAAAUACAUGUUACGCAACCACGAAAAUGAACUCGCUGCAAAUACCGUCGGAUUGUUUACUAGAAAUGAAGCUGUCGGUGGUUCCGUGGGUGAUCUUGCCGAUAUGCAAUGCCUUUGGUAUAUGUUAGAAGACGCAAAGUCCUUUUAUCGACAAAAGAAGUAUGCUAUGGCAUUGAAGCGUUUCAACGCUGUUAUUUCUAUCUUUGAAGCUUGGGCUGAUGACCAAUUCGAUUUCCAUUUCUUUGCGUUCCGUAAGAACACCAUUCGUAAUUACCUGGACUUGCUCUCUUGGGAAGACGGUGUGUUUAAUAAUUCUGUAUUUUUUGAAGCUUGUCAGCUUGCUACUCAAAUCUAUUUGGAUCUUUUCGAUCACCCUUUUGCUCGCUAUGGACCCAAGCCCGCGGACUAUGAGAAGCUAUCGCAAGGAAAUCUUGAUGAGGAAGAGAGAAAGAAAUUAAUGAAAAAACUGAAGAAAGACAUCUCCAAGCGUCAUGAACGUGCAGAAAAAAUUAAAGAAACAGAUAAAGCUCGCGCAAAGUCUGAGGAUGGUACGCCUGUGAAGUUUGACGAAGACCCUCUUGGUGAAGAAUUGGUUAGCACGAGUACUCCACUACAAGACGCACAAAAGUACAUGGAUAAAUUGUUGUCAGUUUCAAAAGAAAAUCCAACAACCCUGCUAUUGGCCGCAAAGUUGUAUGGUCGUCAGGGUGACUCAGAAGCCGCGAACCGCUAUUUGGAGCAGGCAAGCCAAAUACUAGACCAAAAUCAUGCAUCUGUCAUAGAAGCAAAACAAUAUUUGACCACUAAAAAUGCUUAGAAUUUAAAAAAAUCGAAUGUUUCAUAUUUUUUUAAAAAAAAAGAACACGA
Schizosaccharomyces octosporus yFS286 is the source of this 2299-nucleotide messenger RNA. RefSeq names its product NatA N-acetyltransferase complex subunit. Gene Ontology annotation, biological process: N-terminal peptidyl-methionine acetylation. Gene Ontology annotation, molecular function: protein-N-terminal amino-acid acetyltransferase activity; protein binding. Gene Ontology annotation, cellular component: NatA complex; cytoplasm. The record is from RefSeq and is a predicted model, not a curated record. The coding region runs from base 15 to 2249 and encodes 744 amino acids. Lineage: Eukaryota; Fungi; Ascomycota; Schizosaccharomycetes; Schizosaccharomycetales; Schizosaccharomycetaceae. The transcript is spliced from 2 exons.